Messenger RNA from Aquila chrysaetos chrysaetos, 6711 nucleotides. RefSeq names its product RALBP1 associated Eps domain containing 2 (gene REPS2). Gene Ontology annotation, biological process: endosomal transport; endocytosis. NCBI's taxonomy places the organism in Eukaryota, Metazoa, Chordata, Aves, Accipitriformes, Accipitridae. The transcript has 18 exons. Gene Ontology annotation, cellular component: plasma membrane; cytoplasm. The record is from RefSeq and is a predicted model, not a curated record. Gene Ontology annotation, molecular function: calcium ion binding; protein binding. Bases 50 to 1972 code for a protein of 640 amino acids.
CCGCCUCCCGCCCGCCCCGGCGGCGCGGCAGCCGCUGCCCCGCCGCGCCAUGGAGCAGGGGCCGGCGGGGGGGUCCGCCGGCAGCGGCGGCGGCAGCGGGGGUCUGCUCCUGCCGCUGAGCGAGAGCGAGCAGCAGCGCUACUCCGAGCUCUUCUCGCGGUGCUGCCCGCCCCCCGAGGCGGCCGCCGGGGGCAGCAGCGUGGGCGAGCUGUUCCGGGCCUCCCAGCUGCCCCCGGACACGCUGCACCAGAUUACAGAAGUUUGUGGAGCCAAGCGCGUGGGUUAUUUUGGUCCUGCUCAAUUUUAUAUUGCUUUGAAGUUAAUCGCGGCAGCGCAGUCAGGGUUCCCAGUACGGAUUGAGAGCAUUAAGAAUGAAUUGCCUCUGCCGCGGUUUAUGGCGCUGAAAAAUGACAGUGAAGUACGUUACGGGACUACAGCAGAACUCCAUGGAGUUAAAUUUCAGGUUCCACAUGCAACUUUGGAAAAAAAUUCCUACAAAAGAACAGAAGAAGGGGACAAACAGGAACCCAAGUCUCCACCGAUGUCUCCAAUCUGCUCACCUCCUGCUUCUCCAUCUACUUACCAGAGAGUACCCUUAAGUUACGGAUAUGGUAAAUCAAGAAGUGGGCUGGAGCAGCAGCAUGGAGCUCCUUAUGAAGUCAGACACUCUGCUCACCAGCAAGAUGGACCAUCAUCAGGGAAUUAUGGAACCAAACCUGCACUCACCUGUUCAACUCUUAAUCGGUCUCUUUCAGUGGAGCGGGAGCAGCAGGACAGCAGCACCAACUACUCGGAUGACCCUUGGAGGAUAACGGAGGAGCAGCGAGACUACUACAUCAACCAGUUUAGGUCCCUGCAGCCAGACCUGAACUCCUUUAUUUCAGGUUCCGUGGCAAAGAAUUUCUUCACAAAAUCAAAGCUGCCCAUCCCAGAGCUUUCUCACAUCUGGGAGCUGAGUGACGUGGAUUGCGACGGGGCGCUGACACUCCCGGAGUUUUGUGCUGCUUUCCACCUCGUGGUUGCGAGGAAGAAUGGUUACCAGCUGCCGGAGACGCUGCCGGAGACGCUGCUGCCCGAGUACCUUCAAGCAGCUUCUUUGAAGCCCAUGCGUGACUGCACACUGUUUGAUUCUUAUUCUGAGUUGUUGCCAGGUGGUCAGCAGACUCGGGACUUCAGUCGGACAGAGAAGGCGUCAGCUGAAGAGACACCUGAUAAUUCUGCCCUGUUACAAGAUGCAAAGAAAGAUGACAAACAAGCUCUUAAAGUAAGCACUGCUCUCAAAACGAUACCAAAGGAAUUUCAGCACUUGACUGUGAAAACAGCUGCUCAGGAAUCUAAUGCACUUAAAGCCAGACCACGAUCCAGGUCUUAUUCUAGCACAUCAAUAGAAGAUGCCAUGAAAAAGGGAGAAGAACCCCCUACUCCACCUCCAAGGCCACAGAAAUCACAUUCCAGAGCUUCCUCUUUGGAUCUGAACAAAAUAUUUCAACAAAACACACAAGCUGUGAGGUCUGGCUGGCUGCCCCCACCACCGCCUGCACUGCCCCCUCGACCUUCUGUAUCUCAGACAGAGCAACCAUCUGAGGUUGAAUUACAUCCUCAGACGAAUAGACCCCCGUCGCAGGCAGAAGAAAACAGUUCAGCAAAGAAGGAGGUUGUUCUCGCUCAGCCGCCCUCCAAACCCACCCGCAGGAAGCUCCGGACGGAGGCGCAGGGCUUGGAGACCCCCGAGCUUUCUCCCACUAUAAAUGUGACUUCUUCCCUGCCAACAGUCAAGCCUCACCUCCCAGUCCAAAAACAGUCUUCCAAGCAGAAACGGGCUAUUCAGACUGCUAUACGAAAAAACAAAGAAGCCAAUGCUGUGCUCGCCAGGUUGAACAGUGAGCUCCAGCAGCAGCUGAAGGAGGUUCACAAGGAACGAAUUGCCUUGGAAACGCAGCUGGAGCAGCUACGUCCCGUCACCGUCUUGUGACUUCCCGCGCUGCCAUGCAGCGGCAAGAGCACAGCGCGCAUCCUGACAGCCUUGCAAGGAGAGGAGCGUGGCACGGCUGAGCAGGGUUUCUGCCGACGUGGUGGCGGUGGGGAGGACCGGCUUGUCGGGUCUAGUUCACCCCGCUGCGCACAUUUGCCUUUGCGGGUGAAGAAGGUACAAAAAACUAAUAUCUGACUGCUGGAUAUUUCUGAGUGGGGGGAUGCUUCGCCUUCUUUCCUCCCUCUUCCCAGCCUAAUGUGUAAAUGCAGUUUAUCACUGAAAUGAAUAACCUGAGAGUAUUUUAUUUAUGUAAAGAAUUCCUGAUUUAUAUGUGUUCUGGCAGCACCUCCUGCCCUGAUCAUUAAGAGGUACAGCAUUCCUGAAUUCUUGCGUAAAUUUAAAACUCAUCCUCUGAGAUGGUCUUCUGGAUGUUACUGAUUCCUGUAGGAUUGAAUCAUGGUAGAGUGCCUGUGGGUUUUAAUGUACUACAGGAAUAAAAGUCACUAGACGUACAGAGUCUUUAUCCGCAAUCAUGUCAGAUAAUUAUUUUCUUAGUACUGUUUAUUAUGCAAUCACAGAUGUAUUUUAAUGUUAGAGAACUUGUAUUUUAUAAGUUCAAAUCAUAUGAGAGAACAGUAAAAAAUACUAAAAUAUAAUUAUUUUGGAAAUUAAAAAAUUUUUUUGAGCUAUAAAUGUUUCCUAUCACCAGUGUUUGAUCACUUGCUUGCAACUGCCAGUGUCUCUGCAUAGUUUUAGCAUGUUGGAGAUCACUGGUUUAUAGCUUUUUUUUCCUUCUUUGUUUUUUUAACCAACAGUGUAUUCCUAACAAGAGGCUAAAAUGCAUUCGGGGCAUUUUUGUAAAAGCUGUUCUCUGUACAUUGGUAUUACUCUGCUUUGUUGUCUUAAUAGCUGCUGAUUUGUUUUAAGGAUGUGUACAAGAACUGUAUUUCCAAAAGAAGAAAGGUAGCAGAAGUGCUAUAUAUGAGGUUAUAAAAUGUGUGAUGGAAAUAAUUGCCUUCUACAACAGGCUUUUGUUAAGGUUCCUUUGCACCUCGCUGGAGAUGCUACUGAUAGGAUGAAGCUGCUAAUGCCCGUCUGUUUUCUAAAUGAAGAAGCAAAGAUUAAUUUUUAACCGGGGUCUGAUCUGGGGCCAGCUGAAUCCUGUGGGGAUUUUUCCAUGGAUGCAGUGGUCAUCGGCUUUGGUCUCAGUUCUCGCAAUGGAAGCUGGCUGACUAAUGUUGCUUUAUUUCUUAGGCCAAUACUCUUAGAUUGGGUGACUUCAGACAUAAUGAUGUCAGCCCGGCUCCCUCCAUGGAUGCGAUGUGUGCUUCACUGCAAGGGAAUGUCACCUACCUGUUAUCUGUCUUAAACAUGACGCUGCACAUGUUUCAUAUCCUGUUGUUCACUGACCUAAUUUAAGUGUAUGCAUUUGCCUUGCAGAAAUGGUGCAACAGUUUUUUACUGUUGUUGGUGUGAUGCUUUCUCCCUGUAGCUAUAGGAUGGCCCUGGGGCUGAGAGGAAGGAGAAGCAGGUUUGAAGCAGCUGGGUAGCCUCCCUUCAGGGUGUAUCAUGAAAUGGCUGCAGUGGGGUAUCGGAGGACAUCACAGUAGCCAAAAGUUUUGCUGAGAGGUAAGACAGAUAUCAACAGGAAUGCUUGAAGUGAUGAGGAAGCAGCCUACUUUUGCUGAAAGGGAUAUGGAUGUAGGACAUGGAUCCAGAAGUCUGAAGGUGAAAAUAAACAUUAGAGGAAUUGUUACUGAAAAUCUGUUUUUGUGACACAGUGGUUUCGAUUCAACUAUACAUUGCUAUGUCAACAAGCAACAACCAAUUCUCUGGAUUUGGGACUUCUUUUGUGCAACUGGUGCGUAGCUGGGGUCAGACGGUCAUUCCUGGUCAGUGACAAAAUGCGAGACCUGCAAAUUUCUGCGAAGCUGCAAAACGGCUGCUGCCCUCUUGCUAGGAGCGGUACUGUUCAGAAGUUACCAUCAUUUAUUUCAUAUGUUCACUUAUUUCAUAUGUUCAUAACACUGAGCCAUUCCUGAAAUUUUAAUGAAGUGCUCGCUCUUUGUUUGCUUUUUAGUUCUUACAUUGUCAUUUAGUUAAUAUGCCCCUGCUAUUUGAUAGGAAAUGAUCAUAUGGCAUGUUUGUUUUUUAUUUUAUGGGUGAUUUUUUAAGGAAAGCUUUUUCAAUGAUUACAAAGAAGUGUGCACAUUGCCUUUUUAAGGCAGUGGAAGACUUUACAAUGUUUGAUAGGAGCUUCCUCUAGAAUAAUCCCCCAUUUAUUUCGCUUGGGUUAUUCAUGGAAUAGAUGCUGUUCAAAGGAAGAGUGGAAAAGUCUGCUUCAUAUGUCUUUUUCAAAUGUCUCCCUUCUAACAUACAGGGGUUUUUUCAUUCACUGGAAAUUAGGAUGCUUGGUUAGCCAACAACAAAAUACUUACUCAGUUUUUACUCUACCACAGGACUUAAUAAAUUAAAAGUUUAACCAUCCCUGCAUUUUUAGAGUUAGAGUCAAAUGCCCCACUCAACUUCAAGGCCUAGAGCGUGAGUUGAUUUUUAUUCCGUUUCGUGAAAUGUCGGCUAUAAUGAUGAUACGCUACUUCACAGAAAGUAAAGCAGAAUAUUCAAGGAGAAAUGGUGGUGUGUAAUAUAUACAAUGCAGGAAGUUACUCUUCUGUAUGUCUCAGUACUUAAGCAUUCAUGAUAGCCCAUCCAAAAUGAAAAAGUGUGUCUGGUUUUUGGGAGGCUGUUAGCAUUUUGAGAGGGAGAGGAGAAGGCAUCGUGAAGCUAUAGACACUGCUUCUGGCAGUUGCUCCAUGCAGCCACGCUCAUGGCUACUAUUAACAGACCCUGGCUGAUCAAAAUUCACAUCUAAAUCCAGUAUCACAGACUUUCUCAAAAAGUAUUUUUCCUUUGGAAAAAUGUGACCACAGCAAAAUCAUUAUUUCUUCCAGAAAACUUUACUUUCUGAAACUCCGGGUGGGAGAUGCUCGUAGACCCAAGACAGACCAUCUGGUCAGCAAGGGAGACCUCACAGGCAGUUUGCUCAAUGUUCAGGGCACUUUCUUGAGCUACAGGAGAGCGAUCAGCUUUAAGCCCCUGACGUGCCUGACCCAGAGCAGCAGCUAGGAUCUGCCUGUCCCAGUUUACAGCCUGACUGAGGAUUGAGAGCAGCUUCCCACGCGUGAGGUCUCACUCUCCUCAGUUCAUGGUUUCUGUAGGUACGCAGAGCAGAACAUGCCCAGCAAGAGCGGAUAACUGCCAACAGGAGCUGCAGCACGGCUUCCUUCCAUCUGGGAGGAUGUGCUAACCAUGAGCCUGGUGCCCCUUUCUAAGUCUUCAAUUUCCUGCAGCUAUUCUGAUUUGAACAGUUAAAUAUUUUUGUCUGCAGGACAAGACUAGGCAGAGCAGAUAAGGAUCUUCCUCAGUGUGUGUGUAAGUGUGCACUCAAGUGUCUUCCUUUUGAUCAUGCAUUUCUUUAUGGAUCUGUUAAUGUUCGUAUCAUCUGAUACCUUUCUAUGAAAUACUUGUUUCAAUACACAGUAAUUCUAGUGGUGAAAAAAAGAAAAAUUCCCAGCUAAAUGUAGUGACUGGUUGCCUUUGUAGAUCAAGCCAUUUUUAUUUGAGCCUUUAAAUAUAAAUAAUGACCUGGUAAUUAAGCAAGGCAAACAGCUUCCGUUUCAGAGGCAUUCCUCUAAACAAACUGCCUAUGAACAAACAUUAAUCCUUAAUGAUCAAUGUGCUUCUCCUAGUUACUAAUUUUAUACUAGGAUACAGAGGAAACAUUACCAUCUCUUUCCAGACAGUUCUCAGCUCUCUCUUCCAGAGAGUUUUGGUGACAUAGCAAAAAUGUCAGUGCUUAGUGGAUUCAGCCCUGUUAUUGGCAAGUUGGUGAAUAUCCUUUUUAACUCAAAAGAUUAUCUCCAAGCUGUUUUUAUGUGCACAGCAAUAGUUUUGGUGCUGGGAAUUCUGUAUGCACGUUGGGGAGAGGAACUUGUUCGGCUAUCAUCCAGACAGUCCCAACUUCACACUGCUGGGGCUAACCAGCAUGGGGUGGUGACAACUUGGAUGGUAAAACGACCCCCUUUGAUGGGAUGGUUGGGACUUGGAACCCUUCACAGGAAGCAUUUAGGAUGGGCAUGAUAGGAAAUUUGCCUUUCGGUGGUGUAUAAGCUGCUUUCCUCCCAGCUGAGCUUCCAGAUCAGGAGAAAGAGAGCCUGUAGAAGUUGCUAGCCAGGGAACGAGGGGUGUCUGUUUUCCAGCACCAUCAGCCCUUUGGCCUUCAGCACACACCGUCCUUGACAAGAAAAUACACAGCAUCACGAAGCCACAUAUUGACUAAAGAGUAAAAGUAUUUUUUCAGGAAAAAAAAAAAUAUCUGAUGUAUUACCUUUGAGAAGAGAUAUGUAUUUUGAAGCUUUUUUCAGUUAUCUUCAUGAUAAUGUGCUAUGAACAUAUGCAUUAUGUUUUACUCUGUUACUGAUUUUUUGAUAUAAAGAAAUCGUAUUGCAAGCAUUAUCAUUGUUAAUCUAAAAAAAAUACCCUGAGGCUAUUAUAUAUUUGAAUUUUAACUUAUAAAGUAGAUAGCCAGAUUUAAGCAAUUUGUUUUCACAGCUGCAGACUGUCCACGUGGUGAGCUGCAAAAUGUAUGGUGUUCUAUACUAUGCCCAUCUAAUUUUGGAAAAUGUAUGUGAUAGAGAGCUGGGUGCUACAUUAAAAUAAAAGCGUCCAAUAACUUCAAA